Messenger RNA from Malania oleifera, 1137 nucleotides. RefSeq lists its product as uncharacterized. The transcript has a single exon. The coding region runs from base 554 to 958 and encodes 134 amino acids. The record is from RefSeq and is a predicted model, not a curated record. Lineage: Eukaryota; Viridiplantae; Streptophyta; Magnoliopsida; Santalales; Ximeniaceae. Gene Ontology annotation, biological process: iron-sulfur cluster assembly.
UUAGAUCUUCCCAUUGUAUUAUAAAUAUUGUAAAUUGGUCUGUACAAAAUAAAUCAAAAAAUACAAAAAUUUCAUUAUAUUUUCAUGGUACCUGAGUUAGGUUUCUAAACCUUAGCUAGCAAUGACCCAUGGUGCCGUCAACAGUAGAGGGUUGAGCUCCUCUGAAACUCUUGAUGGUGACUCUGAAGCCACCUCCCACGCAAGGUUUGGCAACAAAUGGGUCACCAUCGCUCACCUCCUCAACGACCGUAUGGACAACACCGUGAAGAGCCAUUGGAACUCUACUCUGAAGCGCAAAUGCUUGUCGAUGACCGAAGAUGAAAACGACAUUGAAAAUGCGCAUCAUCAACCCUCGAAAUGAUCAGAUGGCACCGGACCGAUUUCAGGCCUGUACCUGAACCCGAGCAGUCAUUCCGGAUCCAAAAUAAGUGAUUCUUGCAUUCCUGGCGUGUUAUCCUUGCACGUUUAUAAACCCUUGGCGAGGACCAGAUCGAUGGCCUUGGUGGUUUAGCGGAUCGAGACCUCUUCUUUGACGAAUGAACAGGCUACAACGAUGGUCAUUGGAAGUGAGGAAGAAGCUAGGAUGAAGAUUUACUCUGUCUCGACAAAGCACUACUUCGAUCCUAUCUUCUCUUUCGCUCAUGACAUGAACCCUGACGUGGCAAUCCUUUCUCGACCUGAAGUCCCCCAUUCUCUGUUGUGUACAGCUCGACUCUUCUCGGACUACAACAUCAGGGAAUACACCAAAUUACGAGCCAUCGAUGGCUUCCGCCACAACCGCGACCUAGAGGACCCUUCUUCAAUCUCUGCAGCUUUCUUCGAAGGUAAAUCUCAGUUGGAGAUUGCCAGAAGACAGACUGUUGUGUACUCGCUGAAAGCUCCCAAUGGUGAUGCCUGGGUUGAGGCAAAUGAACAACAAUAUUCCCCAAAGCCAGAUUGGGGCAUUUGUUCUUACUAAAACGAAAGAAUUGCCUAGAGUUCGUUGGGUUCUUUCGGAUUCUUAUUCAGAUGUCAAGAAUAAAGAUUAUGGAGGGGAGCCUUUUAUUGAUGGGAAAAUGUUGAGGCAGGACCUAUCUAGGUUGGCGGACCAGACCUCGUGCAGAGCUUCGUCUUCCACAAAGAUUUCUUCAGGUUUUU